Messenger RNA from Colletotrichum abscissum, 1899 nucleotides. RefSeq lists its product as uncharacterized. The transcript has a single exon. The record is from RefSeq and is a predicted model, not a curated record. Gene Ontology annotation, molecular function: protein binding. Lineage: Eukaryota; Fungi; Ascomycota; Sordariomycetes; Glomerellales; Glomerellaceae. The coding region runs from base 1 to 1899 and encodes 632 amino acids.
AUGCUAGACCCGGAUUUGCAACAAGCCUCUCCUUUGUCAAUCAAGGGAUGCGGCGACAACCUAUACAAGACGACUGCUGCGGGACUGCUACACGAGAUUGGCGUCGACGAAGCGUUGUCCCGCACGGCGAAACAUUGUCAGUCCAUGACCGAUCGCGGCGAAGGGGAGCAGGCAAGACACAUUUGGGAAGGCAUGCUCAUGGCGAUGAAGGACUACGUCGGGGAAGGGCAUCCGUCUACGCUUGAAUGCAAGACCUUUCUCUAUCGGAUACUGGCAAAGACCUCAGACCUCAGAGCCGCCGAACGUUUGUGCGACGAGGUAUUGCAGGCCAGACGACAAUGUCUGAAAAACGAUGCCGACAUGCUACCUUGCAUGCUCGAGCUCGCGGCCAUCUUUGACUUGCAGGACGACUACGCACAGUCUGAACGUUUGCUAUCUGAGCUCUAUGGGAAAGACCUAGUCGAGGACGAUCCCCUAAGGCUUACGUGUACGACUCGUCUUGCUAUUAUCUACAAGCAGCAAUGUCGAUACCAGGAGGCCGAGACGAUGAUGAAACAGGUAGUAGAAGUUCGAGCGAGGACAUUGGAGGACGGCGACGCCGACUUGCUCCAAUCCAAGAACAACCUGGCAAGCCUUUUCGUUGAUCAACACCGAUUCGACGAGGCGAAGGCCAUCUACAGGGAGGUCAUGACAGCGAGGAUUCGCGCCUUGGGGUCGAACCACCGUGAUGCGCUUGUCUCUACAGCCGACUUGGCGACGGUGUACCUCCGGCAAGGUCUCUGGAACCGGGCGGAGCAGCUUCUGUCAUCUGUUGCAGCCAUAUCCAGGCGAGAGCUCGGUAGUGAUGAUGAAGAGACGCUGUCGAUCGAGAGGCGCUGGGCGCAGGCUUUAGGGAGGCUUGGCCGACACGGGGAAGCAGAGAGAGUUCUACUCCGAUUGCUGAAUUCGAGGACGCAGAAUGUAGGUCAAGAGCAUUCGAAGACACUGAUCUGCAUGUGGACUCUGGCAAACACGUAUUGCGGGCAAGGACGGCACACAGAAGCGGAAACACUCCUUAAACGAGUCGUGGAACUCCAAACAGAACACUUGGGCGGAGAACACUCCGAUACUCUGAUCAGCAGGUUUUCCCUAGCCCAUGUAUGCCAUCUUCAAGGCCGGUUUCGAGACGCGAUCACACUUGGAAAAUCGGUUCUCGCAGAUAUGGAGCGGGCAUUGGGAGACGAUCAUCAUUACACUGUCACUUGCCGUGCCAACUUAGCCUUGGCAUAUGAUGGUGCCCUACAGCAUGGAAAAGCAGAGGAAUUACUGGUGAAAGUGUUGGAUGCGAGAAGAAACACGCUUGGGAAAGACCAUUCCGAAACUCUGCGGUCGAUGGUUAAUCUUGCUUCUUCCUUUGGUCAGGCUGAGAAAUAUGAAGAGGCGAGGCAGCUCGCAAGCGAAUUUUUCUGUCGAGCACCGAAGGUUCUGGGCGAGAAACAUAGCAUCGUCAUUCAUGGCGUGGCGGAACUUGCGGCAAUUCUUGUGGAAGCGAAAGAGUUCGAGCAGGCGGAGGAGUGGCUCAAGCUGGCCUUGGACGUAAGACAGGAGACCUUGGGGCUGAACCACCCUGAUACCAUCAUGUCCACGUACAACCUCGCCAUGGCCUUCGUUGGGCAAGGCAGGGCGGAAGAAGCCGCGCCCCUGAUGGACAGAGCAACCAACGGAGCUUUGCGCCGGCUCGGAGAUCGACACCCAACCACACUGGUCUGUUGCUUCAAUCUAGGCGUAACCCGUCGUUUACUGGGUAGGGACAACGAAGCAAAGGCUAUCUGGACUCGGAUCUUGCCCGACAUGGAACAGAUUCUGGGACCUCGACAUGUUUGUGUUGUCCAGUGCAGAUCCAUACUAUUUGGUAAAUGA